GAAGCUCAAAAUGGACACUCCGCCGAGCAUCCGCCGGCAAUAUGCAUCACCUCCGCGUGAGUCGCCCGAGGGGCGUCGACGGCGACUGGCCAACCGGCGUGCAGCCAAGUACCGCCACUUCAAGUCCUUGUCCAGCGCAUCCCAUCCCUUAGUUGAGCUACAGCGCCAGCAGAGCACACGCCGACAACGCGAACGCCGUUUGCUGCUGGACGACGAAGCACGCGACCGCCUACGUGCACAGAACCGGCGACGACAACAGCUUCGACGCCAGAAUCUCAGCGACCGAGCCAAGGCAGAUAUCCGCCAGAAACAACGCGAGCGACAGCGUGAGCGUCGCCAUACGCUCAACGACGAGGCGCGCGAGGAGUUGCGGGCGCGCGAACGCUUGCGCAUCCGAUGCCGUCGACGCCAGCUCAAAAGACAACAUGAGGUGGAUGAGGAGGACACACUACUGCCCGCGCAGUUGCAACUGCUGCAGCCUGUGUUGGACAGGGACCGACUGCCGCACUUAAGGCUGGCGCCGGAGCUGCCGACGUUGAGACAGCAUCAGGAACAGCAGAGACAGCGAGAGAUGCAGAACAGGUUGCCGUUCGGUGGCGGUGUACAGAUCACAUUACCCCCGCCGCCGCCUAUUGAGAGAGUCAGGACCUACCAGCACGAACGGAUCCCGUCGCUGCCUCAUUUACAGCAGGUGACGAGGCCCACGACGUCCUCGUUGCUGCAUACAACCCCUCCACCGCCGCUAUUCUCGAUACCAGGACCAGGAAGUGCCACAUCCGCGGGGUUGCCUACAGUUGCUAGUGCUGUUGCAGCGGCAGCCACCAGACCUCCCCAUCCUACGCCGAUCAUGCCGUCCGUCAGCUUGCCACUGCCCAACAAACCGCUGGCUGCACUGCCGCUGGUUCAACAGCAACAACAGCCACCGCGUACACCGAUCGUGCUGCCACCAGCACAUCGUUCACUUCCGCCGUUACCGGACUUUCUUAACAGCCGCGAAGCGUUCAACCCCGCCACUGCUGCAGCUGCUACUUCGACGCGGGCGUCACGGCCAUCAAGUACUGCUAGCAGAGCGCUGUUUCCGUCUAUUACUGACCUUCCUGCCACUCACACGGAUGUCCAAGACGCGGAUUCAUAUUUUCAACGAUGAGAAAGAUCAGAGUAGAGCGAUAUUAUGAGUUUGGAGAAGCCGUUGGAGAGCUAUCGUUCCUGCUUCCAGCGUUGCAAGGUAUCUUACCGUAGAAGACUGUCGAGUUUAUUGACGCUUCCCUUCGUUAGUGGACGAUGCGGAGCGUUAACGUGCCAGAGAGCUCGAAAAGCUUCAUGUGCGUACGCGCCGCGGUUUGCCAAAAGAAACAUUUCAAGUUGCAUCUCCGACAAGUUCAACAGCUGGUAGUACCGCUUGGCGUCCUCCAAACGUGAAGCCAACGAACAAGAUGAAGGCAUCGAUGUCGAGGAGGACAACGACAUACCAUCGCGAGGAUACGAGUACAACGUGCCCGUGAGCCCUUGACGAAGAGCCCCGAUGUUGAGCAGCAUCUGCUGGACACCUCCACGAGUAAAUGUACAGUCAGUCAUCUGAGCAAGAUUGCCGAUCAGCAGUCGGGACAGCAGCGAAUCCACUCCAUUGAAAACAAGCGUCAUCUUGUCGCUCGCCAAGUACGGCUGCAGUGCGUUCUCGAUCGAUGAGAGGUCCAAGUUGAGCGUCAGUACGCUGUCUUGGGCCAUGGUCGGCUGGCCUUCUUCCAGGUCAAAUCGCAGCGAGACGAGCUGUGUGAGGUAGUAGCAGCAGUGCAGGCGCACCUCGCGACGCAGGAACAACAGACAUUCAUCAGCUAGAGCACUACACUGCCAGCUCGCAGCUUGUAGCGCCAUGGUAAGUGCUGGUGAGGUAGCUGGGGCUGCAGGAGUGUUGUUAGACCCUUCGGUACCUCCUGCUACUCGUUGGAGGUAUACAGCGAUGAGAUCGCACGCGCUGUUGGCGUAGCCGAGCAUCCCAAUUCGCGCGUUGUCCAUGAGUAAACCAUUGGGACCUUGCAUCCAGAAAUCUGGAUCGUAAAGCUCACAUUCAAACUCCAGUUCUCUUGCCGCUAUCAUCUCCUCAGUGCUCAACCGGUUGGGACCAGAUCCACUACUCGUCGAUCCUGUUGGCUGCACUUUCGAGUGGUGAUAAGGGAUCGGACUGCCUUGCUUGGCGCGUUGAUAUCCUUCGUACUCGUGGAAAAUGGCUACCAGGUCUGCGCAGGUGAUGUUUUUAGUUAACAACUGCUGGUGAUUGAGCGUCUGCUCACGAAUAUCGCGCACUAUUACAGCGCAUUCUUCCAGCCAGCUGAGCACAGAAGCUUCGAGGACGCUGGCUAGAUCAGAUGCGUGUGUCGGCAUUUUAAUCAUCAUAUCGCGAAGGUUUUCGAUGACAUGAAGCAGACUGUCGAUGCUGGGUGGUUGGUAGCUGGUGUCUGAAGGUAUUGGGAGCCGGCAUAUCGUUGUCAGACCCCGCACCUUGACGGCCAGGAGGUGCUGAGCUUUUGCUUUGACCUUAGGGAUCCACUUCUGCGUGAUGAAGGUGUUGAGGAAUGCUGCGAAGCCUGACAACGACGACGACGGCGAGCUCACACCUGAUCGAGAACUGGCACGGAACAGAUGUUGAAGAUCUUUUCCGAUGCGCUCCAAUUCCUGGUACACCUCAGGCAAGUGGAAGACGCUCGGUUCACACACUAGCCGAUGACGUUUUGCGGUCGGUGAGCCGAUUUGAUUGUCCUCACAUAGCUGAUUCUUGGCUGCUGGUUUGUUACGGCUCAACUUGAACAAUUCCCCGCUGUCUGAAGAGGAUACUGACGAUGGAUCAAGCGCCGCUGGCUGUGAUGAGGACGCUCCCCCAAGAUAUUCGCUGAUCACACGCUACACAGAUGCCAUCCCAAUUAUCCCCGUCAGCUUCGAAGUAAAUGGCGACGAGAUAGUGACGCUGGGCAACGCGACGCAACACGGUGAAGAGCAACCGCAAGAACGUAUUGAAGUCGCUCGAGUGGUCAUGCGUGCCGAACGUAGCCUCAGUGAACGCGUUCGCAAACGACGUGGUGCUGCUGCUGUUGAAGAUUCCUCUGCAGAGACGUGAAAGUUCCGCAACCACUGCAUCCAGCUCAUGCUCGAUGGAACUCUUGAUCGUCCCGAUAGCCUCGCGCUCGCGGUGCAGUCUGUCGACAAGAUACUAACAGAGUUAACCUCUCACCAUGAGGUAGCAACGCUAGCAUUUAACUCACUUUUUAACAGCGCAUACAGCAGUCCGCAACCCAUUAUUUGUUGGCAAUGGAGCAACAGCGGCACUGUUUGAUCUGCC
Molecule: messenger RNA, 3331 nt
Organism: Phytophthora nicotianae INRA-310
Lineage: Eukaryota; Oomycota; Peronosporomycetes; Peronosporales; Peronosporaceae
Exons: 2
Coding region: 11-1147 (378 amino acids)
Source: RefSeq, a predicted model, not a curated record